UGCGCAAACAGGCUCAAGAACCUGAGGUCACUUCCUUCCAUUACCAGCGUGGUGAAGAUGGCGGAGACCAAGUCGGUGCCGAGUGAUUUGUAUAAAUGCGUAUACUCGUUUUUGUUGGAGAACAAAUUCACUAAGGCGGCUCAGCAAUUUGUUAGACAAAUUAAAGUGAGCCCACAGGAUCCAAAUGAGGAAAGCCUUCUUAACAUAUACGACUUCUGGGUGAAAUCUCCACAAGCUAAGAAACGAAAAGCAUCUGCUGACAAGACUGAAGUCACUGGCCCAUCAGCCAAGAAGGCAAAAGCCAGCAAAGAUGGCUCCAGCAGUGAAGAGUCCAGCAGUGAGGAAGAUAAAGCUGAUGCUAAACAAAAAAAGGCUACCGCUGCUGCCAAGGCAGCACCUAUUAAGGCAGCAGUUACCAAAGCUGAAUCCAGCAGCAGUGAAGAAUCAAGUGACUCUGAAGAAGAGAAGGCCCCAGCCAAGGCCCCAGCCAAGGCCCCAGCCAAGGCCCCAGCCAAGGCUCCAGCCAAAGCUCCAGCCAAGGCUCCAGCCAAAGCCGCAGUUAAGGCUCCUGCCAAGGCUCCUGUGAAGCCCCCUGCAGCUGCAGGCACCACAAGGAAGAAAGACAGCAGUUCUAGCAGUGAGGAAUCAGACUCUGAAGAUGAGAAGGCCACCAAGGCUCCCCCAUCAAAGCCAAUGGCGGUUACCAAGGCCAAAACUGCUACUCCUGCUAAAGGAGCAGCUAAAGGAAAGGAAGAAAGCAGCAGUGAAGAAAGUUCCUCUGAGGAUGAGGAACCAGCCAAGGCUCCAGUCAAACCUGCCCAAGUGAAAUCUGUUGCUGCAGCGCCAGAGUCAAGCAGUGAAGACUCGUCAUCUGAAGAUGAGGCUCCACCCAACAAGAAACCCAAAUCAGGAGUAUAUAGUGCAGUCCCACCUCCUGCUUCAGUCCUGAAUGCUCCAAUUCCAUCAGCAGCCAGCAAGGCCAAGGACGACUCUUCAGACAGCAGUGAUGAAGAUGAAGGGAAGAAAGUAGUUGCUAAACCUGCCCCCACGAAAAAGGCAGCAGCUACUAAAUCUAUAGUGAAGAAGCCCGCUGCAGAAAAAGAAUCCAGCUCGGAAAGCUCAGAUUCAAGCUCAGAUGAAGAGACAAAAAAAACUCCAGCCAAGGUCACAGCAUCAAAAGCAGCCCCAGUGAAACGGACCCCAGCAAAAAAAGAUGCUUCAUCAAGCUCAGAUUCAGACAGCAGCUCAGAAGAUGAAGCUCCAGCAAAGCCAGCUACUAAAGCAGCUAAAGCCAAGCCUGCUGCGAAGGCUGCUGUUCCUGCUACUAAGGCCUCCACCACUGCAGCAGAAAGCAGCUCAGACUCUGACUCGUCCUCUGAAGACGAACCAGUGAAAGCAAUGCCAGCAACAGCUAAGCCUUCCUUCCAAGCUCCCAAACCUGCCACUCCUGCUGGAAAACCUUCUGCCGCUGUGGCAGCGGAAAGCAGUUCAGACUCCGACUCCUCCUCCGAAGAGGAAGAACCAGUCAAAGCCAAACCGGCAAAUGUUAAAUCUGCCACCCCUACUUCAAAAACAUCUACUGCUGUAACAAAAGCUGCUGCCAAAACAAAGCCACCAGCAGCAAAAAGCAGCUCAGAGUCAGACUCAUCAUCUGAGGAUGAACCACCUGCUAAACAGAAGGGACCCAAACCAAAACCUGCUGCAAAGGCUGCUGUUCCUCCAGGAAAGGCUGCAACACCUGCAGCAAAGACGGCUGCAAAAGCCCCAGAAAGCAGUUCAGAGUCCGACUCCUCUUCAGAAGAGGAAGAACCAGUCAAAGCCAAACCAGUAAAUGUUAAACCUGCCACCCCGGCUUCAAAGGCUGGUGCUCCAGCAAAGGCAGCAGCGAAAAGCAGCUCAGAGUCAGACUCAUCAUCUGAGGAUGAACCACCUGCUAAACAAAAGGGACCCAAACCAAAACCUGGUGCAAAGGCUGCUGUUCCUCCAGGAAAGGCUGCAACAUCUGCAGCAAAGACGGCUGCAAAAGCUGCAGAAAGCAGUUCAGACUCUGACGACUCCUCUUCAGAGGAGGAAGAACCAGUCAAAGCCAAACUAGUAAAUGUUAAACCUGCCACCCCGGCUUCAAAAACAUCUACUCCUUUAGCAAAAGCUAAGUCGGCAGCAGCGAAAAGCAGCUCAGAGUCAGAGUCAUCAUCUGAGGAUGAACCACCUGCUAAACAAAAGGCACCCACAACAAAACCUGCUGCAAAGGCUGCUGUUCCUCCAGGAAAGGCUGCAACACCUGCAGCAAAGACGGCUGCAAAAGCUGCAGAAAGCAGUUCAGACUCUGACUCCUCCUCUGAAGAGGAAGAACCAGUCAAAGCCGAACCAGCAAAUGUUAAAUCUGCCACCCCGGCUUCAAAAACAUCCACUCCUGUAGCAAAAGCUAAGUUGGCAGCAGCAAAAAGCAGCUCAGAGUCAGACUCCUCAUCUGAGGAUGAACCACCUGCUAAACAAAAGGCACCCACAACAAAACCUGCUGCAAAGGCUGCUGUUCCUCCAGGAAAGGCUGCAACACCUGCAGCAAAGACGGCUGCAGCAAAGACGGCUGCAAAAGCUGCAGAAAGCAGUUCAGAUUCUGACUCCUCCUCUGAGGAGGAAGAACCAGUCAAAGCCAAACCAGUAAAUCUUAAACCUGCUACCCCGGCUUCAAAAGCUGGUGCUCCAGCAAAGGCAGCAGCAGCGAAAAGCAGCUCGGAGUCAGAUUCCUCAUCUGAGGAUGAGGAACCAACAAAAGCUAAUCCAGCUACAGCUAAACCUGCUGUAAAGGCUGCUGCUCCCCCAGCAAAGGCUGCUGCUGCUGCUACAGAAAGCAGCUCUGACUCAUCAGAGGAAGAUGACGAGCCUCCUAAAGCCAAGACAGCUGCAACUAAAGCAACGACUCCUAAACCUGUUGUCAAAAAAGCUGCAGCACCUAAAGUGGCCACAAAACCCACCAAAGCUCCAGCAGCAGAGUCCAGUGAUGACACCUCUAGUGAUGAGGAACCUACCAAAAAGGCGACAGUGGUAGGCAAGCCUGGAGCUACGAAGGCAGGUGUGGCAAAGAAGGCUCAGGAGACUGUUGUUGCCAAUGGUAGAUCUCCCAAAGCUGUAUCAGCUAAGCCUGCAGAGUCAUCAUCCAGUGAAAGCAGUUCAGAGGAGGAAGAGGAUGCCACUAGUCAAACUAUUGUUAAAACCUCCACACCACUGCCGUCCACCAAGACUGCCACAGCACCCACCACUCCCCAAACUAAUGGCACCAAUGGAAAGCAAAAGGAUGAGGCCUCUGAAAGUGAAGAACAGACGAAAACCAAGACUCCAAAAAACAAGAGGGCGAUCACGACACCACAGACGUUUCCUAAAGCAAGUAAAAAUCCCACUUUGCCGUUCCGAAGAAUACGGGAGGAAGAUGUGGAGGUGGAUCCUCGUCUUGCAGAUAAUUCUUUCGAUGCUAAGUUUGGGUCCAACGGCGACUGGGGCCAGAAAGCCAACGACGACCUCCGCUUCACUAAAGGCAAAUCGUUUCGCCAUGAAAAGACAAAGAAAAAGAGGGGAAGUUACCGAGGCGGCGCCAUUUCCACCACAGUCAACUCUAUCAAGUUUGACAGCGAAUGAACAAUGCCCCCUUUUUUGUUUUUUUUGGCUCCUUUCACCUGAACUGUACAGCACCUGUGUGAAGCAGCGCGGCCAGUCGGCUGGUUACUCCCUCCGGUAACUGAUGUAGAAGCAGCACAUAGCCUGCAAACAUAGCAGAUCCAAUACAGAACCGUUAAUGUUUGAAAUUUGAUGGUGAAACAGUGGAUGCACAAUGACCACAUGUAGCCACUAGGUGGCUUAGGAUCACCAGUCCAUGGUAAAUCUGCUGAGUAGGCCUUUUUAUGAAAUGCUAAACAGAUUUUCCAUUUAAAAUGUAUGAAUGACAGCCAUGAAUCUCCAUCCUUUUGUUAGUUUUCAUAAUUUAAUCUCAGUUGAUUGUAUGUCUAAUUUCUCCAUACGGUGAACUUUAGAUGUUUGUACUUUGUUUUCCCUUAAACAUCACAUGGAUGACAUAGGUAUGUUUUAUGUGUAUUUAUGACCUUUUUAUUCCAUUUCACCAAUUAGGAUCUUGAGUAUUGAUGCUAAAAUGCAACUUUUCUUUCUCCUGAUAUUUGAUAGAAAUAUAUCAUUCACCGAAAUGUGAGAACUUGCUUCUGUUGAGAUUAAUUGUACUGUAAACGUUUUUUUUUUAACAACCCUAACGGUAAUUAAAAUGUUAA
Messenger RNA from Doryrhamphus excisus (bluestripe pipefish), 4274 nucleotides. Lineage: Eukaryota; Metazoa; Chordata; Actinopteri; Syngnathiformes; Syngnathidae. The record is from RefSeq and is a predicted model, not a curated record.